UAAUUCACAUUCUUAAUUAUGUAUUCUAGAGUAACUUGCAAGCAUGCACAUGCUCACAUCAUUUGGAUUCAUGAGCUUUUUCGAGUUAGGUAUCUGUACUUCUAUCAUCUAGUUGGUUCACUGGUUCAUUUACAAGACAAUAUCAAUUAGCUCCUUAUUGGGCUGUUCCUCAGCUUAUAGAUUUUUGUUACAGCAUGGGCAACCAGUAUUGGAACCUUUCUUUCGGAGUUUUAGUAACACUGCCAGCUGAUCAUGACUAUUGUUUUCACAUUUUUCUGUUGAUCAAGAUGAGAAGGAAUGGCUAGGCUACUAAUGAGAAUUUUAUUUAUUAUUUUGUGGUUGAAAUUGGGAUUUUUUUUUUCUCUGAUGUUCUAAAUUUAGAAAUUUGAAAUGGUCAAAUAGCGUUCAACUACUAUUAUUCAAAAACCUGAAAUUGCGGAGAGGAAGUAUGAUAUUUUUUAAUCAGUGAGAAUCACAAAGGAAAAAAAAAGAGUUGUUCCUCAUGCGAUUAAGAGGGAGGCCUAUUCUAUCUAUUUUCAUAGUUAUCUUGUUUGGUAUUUGUGUUUCAGAUGAGUAUAUCCUACCUAAGAUUGCUGAAAGAGACCUACGGCGGUUUGCUAAUUUGCGUUCUACUUCAUCAGAACUAGGACUUAGGCUUCCAUUGGACAAGAUGCCUGUCAAGUGUCCAGUAUCUGGAAUCAUCAAGCAGAGAAAAAUUCAAGGACAAGAUUGCUUGGAGGUUUCCUGGGAAGAAAUGCAUGGGCUUAACACCUCAAUAGUUCCAGCUGAUCUAAUUGAGAGGAUCCUUGGUGAGCAAGUGAAAUUGCUCGUGAAAAUAGCACUGAUGUCAUGCUGUACAGAAUUGCUUUGUCCAUUAUUUAGGUACUGAACCAGAAAAGCCAAAGAUUCAUGAUUUAUGUUCAUUCAAAAGGCAUGAUAGUGGACGACGAGUAUGUAAUUAUAGGGUCUGCAAACAUCAAUCAGCAUUCAGUGAAGGGCUCCAGAGACACUGAGAUUGUAAUGGGAGCCUACCAACCUCAUCAUCCGUGGGCAAGAAAACUAUCUAAUCCACACUAACCUUUAAUGAGAUAUUUAUAUUGAAUUUUUCACAUUUGUUUUAGAAUCUCUUAUUUAUGGAAACAAAAUGAAUCAAAGUUUUUAUGUACGCACUAGUGGAAUAAAUUCUAAAAGGAAGCUAUUAAUAUUAAAAAUAAUAUAGGCUUUCUUUUCUUUUUUUUCUUUCUUUUUUUUUAAUAUUUUUAUUAUA
Messenger RNA from Camellia sinensis, 1267 nucleotides. NCBI's taxonomy places the organism in Eukaryota, Viridiplantae, Streptophyta, Magnoliopsida, Ericales, Theaceae. The record is from RefSeq and is a predicted model, not a curated record.